This is a messenger RNA of Triplophysa dalaica, 2054 nucleotides long. It is a transcript of the gene crema, whose product is annotated as cAMP responsive element modulator a. NCBI's taxonomy places the organism in Eukaryota, Metazoa, Chordata, Actinopteri, Cypriniformes, Nemacheilidae. Gene Ontology annotation, molecular function: DNA-binding transcription factor activity, RNA polymerase II-specific; protein binding; RNA polymerase II cis-regulatory region sequence-specific DNA binding. Gene Ontology annotation, biological process: regulation of transcription by RNA polymerase II. Gene Ontology annotation, cellular component: nucleus; ATF4-CREB1 transcription factor complex. The transcript has 8 exons. The record is from RefSeq and is a predicted model, not a curated record. The coding region runs from base 161 to 1069 and encodes 302 amino acids.
UAAAUUGUGUGUGUGUGAUCGGGGCCUGCGAUUGCAAAGUCCACAUUUCCCAGACGCAUCAUCAGAGCUGACGUGGGCGCUACGUGUGUAGCGAGUCGGGCUUCCACUCCACCCGUAACCAGUGACGAGACUCUCUACGUAAAACUCGGGGCCGAUCACCAUGGAAACUGCAACCAUAGCGCAACAGGAAGCCAGCGCAACAGAGAAAGUAACAAGUGAGAUUCAGUCGGAUGCUGAUUCACUCACAAAGGUGGAUGAGGGUGUGGAAGUGAUAUCAUUACCUGGUGGACAGACACUACAAGUGCAGGGAGUCAUUCAUACAACACAGCCCUCAGUUAUACAGUCACCUCAGAUACAAACUGCACAGGAAGCCGCACCAUCUGAUACACAGAAGAGGCGAGAGAUUUUGUCCAGACGACCAUCUUAUAGGAAAAUUCUUAAUGAGUUGUCUUCAGAUGUACCUGCUGUGCCAAAAAUUGAGGAAGAGGAAAAUAUGGAGGAUGAAACACCACCUAUCUCCACUGUUACUACGGUCACCGGAUCAUCUUCAAUCUACCAGACCAGCUUAGGGCAAUACUUCGCAAUCACACAGGGUGGAGCGAUUCAGUUGGCCGGGCCUGGAGGAGAAGCCCUACAGGGAAUUCAGACUCUGACUCUUCCAGGUCCUGCCACACCCCAACCCGGAGCUACUAUCCUGCAGUACAACCCCCAGGCGGGAGACCCCAGCCAGCAGCUUCUGCUGUCUGCUGGACAAGUGCUUGUUCAGGCUGCCACAGGAGACAUGCCAGCAUAUCAGAUCCGCUCUCCAUCGUCAGGGUUACCACCAGGCGUUGUUAUGGCAGCAUCACCGGGGGCAAUGCACAGCCCACAGCAUAAUCCAGAGGAGGUCACGCGCAAGAGAGAAGUCCGGCUGAUGAAGAACAGGGAGGCGGCACGUGAAUGUCGCAAGAAAAAGAAAGAAUAUGUGAAGUGUUUGGAGAACCGUGUCCUCGUACUGGAAAACCAGAACAAGACUCUUAUUGAGGAGCUUAAAGCUCUUAAAGAUAUCUACUGCCACAAACCAGAAUAAGACGCUUGGAAACACUGCAGGAUGACUGACUGAUUUACAGACUUUUUUCUCUUUUUGUUUUGCAUUACAUGGAUAUUAUUAUUAUUUUUUGUUUGUUUAUAUGUAUGGCCAAAUGUUUCUUUGAGAACGCUGAGGACAACAGCUUAAUUCCUACAGCCCACCCCCUCUCUCUCUCUCUCUCUCUCUCUCAUUCUCUUUCUCUCAUACACCUAUUUUUAAGAUGGGCGAAUUUGUAUAUUAUUGCUGUUGUCUGAUUCUGGAACUCCUCAUCGAUAUGUGUGGAAAAAUAUUUGUUUUUUUAUUUUUAAAUUGCCUAUUAAACAUAAUUGUUCUAAAUUUCAUAUAGCUAUAGAUUUACGAGUUCAUUUAAUUUGUGUUUUGGCACAUUAGUCAACAGCUUAUGGCUAGAUGUAACAGGAUGCAAAAGUAUGGGUUUAACAAGACAAAAGAAAAAUUUAGCAUCACUUUUACUUAGGGCAGUGUCAGAGAUAAUGGCCUUUUUACCUUUAUAAGACACAUUUAUUUAUUCAGAGGAUUUUUAAUCCAAAGCAAUUAACAAAUGAGGAAAAUCCAAACACCAGCACUCUAUAUGUUUAUUUUGCAUAUCUUCCUGUUUAUUUCUGAGAUUCAUUACUCUGUGCUAAAAAUUCAUGAAAUAUUAGAAGCAUUCAAUGAAUUUUGGUGCAGAAAAAAUGUAACUUUGUGCAACACAGUUAUCAAACAUGAAUGUUACUUUAAGUAAAAUAUUUUGUAAGAAACGUUUUUUCGACAUAAGGUUCUAAGUAUUGAAUUACCAUUUUAUUGUUUUAUUAUAAAUAAAAGUAAACAGAAUAACAGAGAAGGGAUAUUGUUUAAUGUUUUAAUAGUCUGUGAGUUUUAAACUCUUCAGACUGAUGUAAAUAUAAAAAGAUCAUAUCCCCUGCACUUCUUUAACACUGUACAGAGCGCUGACAUCUAUUUUUAAUAAAAUAUUUUUGUAAAUGUA